Molecule: messenger RNA, 1590 nt
Organism: Prunus dulcis (almond)
Lineage: Eukaryota; Viridiplantae; Streptophyta; Magnoliopsida; Rosales; Rosaceae
Product: serine acetyltransferase 1, chloroplastic
Exons: 2
Coding region: 80-1309 (409 amino acids)
Cellular component (GO): cytoplasm; cytosol
Molecular function (GO): L-serine O-acetyltransferase activity
Source: RefSeq, a predicted model, not a curated record
AGAUGUAUGUGAGAUUGCAAGCCAUACACGAAUGACCUGACGUGUUCUGCAGAGACAGUGACUCUAUAAAUUAUAGAGAAUGCUGCCUUACGACCAGGCCUUCUCCACGGAGCCUCCACACAAUCCAGGUCUGGCCGUAGCUCGAAGCCUAUAUAAGGCUUCCCCUUUUCUCUCCAACCAGAAACUUCUCUCACCCAACUCCUCUGUCCACACAAAUUUUCAAUUCCUUUCACCCAUUUCCUCACUUCCCAAACAGCAAGCAAUCCUGAAUCCCAUGGCUGCCUGUAUUGACACUUCAAGAACUGGCUCACCCCAAAACAAGCCACUUUCUCGGGAUCCAAACAGGUCCAAAACGGACGAAGAUCCGUACCAGUUCAUGAGAUUCUGCCGUGGCAAUUUCUCAGAUCAAGUUUCUUGCCUACCCAUUUGCCAGAAUCGCACAAAAACCACACAUACACGCAGAAUCCUGGAUGAUCUUGAGCAAGAUGAAGACAAGGGCGAUGGGCUAUGGCUGAAAAUGCAAGAUGAAGCUCGGGCAGAUAUUAAUCAAGAACCCAUGUUGUCAAAUUUCAUUUACGCUUCAAUUUUGGCACAUGCAUCUCUAGAAAGUGCCUUAGCCAAUCAUCUGUCUGUCAAACUGAGCAAUUCUAGUCUCUCUCUUGGUACUCUAGUUGAUAUUUUCAUGGGGGUGCUCACAGAGGAUCAAGAAGUCAUCAAGGCCGUGAAGGAUGAUCUAAGGGCAGUGAAAGAGAGGGACCCAGCUUGCGUAAGCUAUACUCACUGUUUCUUGAAUUUCAAGGGCUUCCUUGCAUGCCAAUCGCAUAGGAUUGCACAUAAAUUGUGGUCACAGGGCAGGACGGUCUUGGCCUUGUUGAUCCAGAACAGGGUAUCUGAGGUUUUUGCGGUGGAUAUUCAUCCCGGGGCGAAAAUCGGACAUGGGAUUUUGCUCGAUCACGCUACUGGAGUUGUUGUCGGCGAGACGGCGGUGAUCGGAAACAAUGUGUCAAUUUUGCACAAUGUGACCUUGGGAGGGACUGGAAAGGCCUCAGGGGACAGGCACCCAAAGAUUGGGGAUGGCGUGCUUAUUGGGGCAGGGACUUGUAUUUUGGGGAACAUCAAAAUUGGUGAAGGGGCAAAGAUUGGGGCUUGUUCUGUGGUUCUAAAGGAAGUGCCUCCAAGGACUACUGCAGUUGGGAACCCAGCUAGGCUGCUUGGAGGGAAAGAAAAUCCAAUCAAGCACGACAAGAUUCCUAGCUACACCAUGGACCAUACUUACAACAUGUCUGAGUGGUCUGAUUAUGUUAUUUAGAGGCCUGUUUCUUCUCAUUUUAGGUUGUUGGGCCUGUUGAAUUUUCAGUGAGUUGGUUUUGUGUAUUUUGGGGCUUGUUUCUGUUUGUGCUUUAAGUGAGAACUCAAGUUCUCCUAAUAAGCAAACAGAGUGCGUUGAAGCUGGUAAGUUAUGUUGAAGCAGCUGUUGGUUUGUGUUGCUGGGCUUCUUGUGAUUUUAUGUACUCUUUGUAUCAUGUUAAGAUGUUGAGACUAUUAUCUGUUAUGGAUAUGAAGGUUUGAAGUAGUAUUUUUACUUGUGAA